GCAGCUUGGGUUGUUGUAGCUUUAAGAGCAGAGUGAAUGUGAUGCUUCUACGUCAUCGUAAUCCUUGCUAGCUCUGCUUUUUUUCACUCCAUCUCCCUCUGUGUGUGUGUGUGUGUGUGUGUGUGUGUGGUGGGGGGCCGGGGUUCAGUGCAUUGGCAAGUGGGCGCACACAGAGGAGAGUGUGCCUGCUGGCUUACAGUGAACGGUGAGUCAGCUCCCAGCUAAAACCCUCCCUUCCCCCGCUGCAACAGCAGCAAAAAAAAACCCAGCCACAAUGAGAGAGAAAUCCAAGCUGUGAUCACAGCCAGCGGAGAGGCUUGCUCUGGGACAAAUUCUGCAGCAACCGCUGUGUGGACGAGUCCUCUUCUCAGUCUCUUCUCAUUGCUUUGUAUCUUGUGUUCCUGGCCACUCAGCCCCUCGCUCUCUUGUUGUGAACCAUCCCUCAAGGUGUUGCAUUGCACUAGCCAGAUGUGCUCUCACCUGCACCCUCUGCAGCUAUAUGGCUCCUGCAAGAAGAAUCAAAACUUUGCUCACCGUCAACAUUUUGUUUUUCCUCGGCAUCGUGCUGUUCUCGGUGUACUGCCGGAUUUCCGAGCGUCCCGAGGAGCUGGUUCAGAUCUCAGACAGCAGACUUCGAAGCAGGACUGGCUCCCAGCAGCUACUGAAGGACAGGGAUAACAUCCUGCAGCGCCUGGACCAUCUGGAAGAUGUGGUUUACAACCAGCUCAAUGGACUCGCUAAACCGAUUGGACUGAUGGAGGGACCUGGUGGCCUAGGCCAGGGAGGAGUUGCUGCCACUAUGAGAGACGAGAGUCGUGAGUUUGAUGCUAAAUAUGAAGAUUACGGCUACAAUGCUCAGCUCAGCGACAGGAUAUCACUCGACAGGUCGAUACCAGACUACAGACCACAAAAGUGCAAACAGAUGAUGUACCAGAGCCACCUCCCUCAGAUCGCUGUGGUCUUCAUCUUUGUGAAUGAGGCUCUGUCGGUCAUCCUGCGAUCAGUGCACAGUGUUGUGAAUCACACGCCUCCGCAUCUCCUCAAAGAGGUCAUCCUGGUCGAUGAUAACAGUGACAGUGUGGAACUGAAAAUCAAUCUGGACCAGUAUAUCAACAAGAGGUACCCAGGGCUUGUGAAAAUAGUUCGGAAUAGCAAGAGGGAAGGGCUGAUUCGAGCCAGAAUCCAAGGCUGGAAGGUAGCAACUGCACCAGUGGUUGGAUUCUUCGAUGCUCACGUUGAGUUCAACGUUGGCUGGAUCCAACCAGUCCUGAGUAGAAUCAAGGAAGACCGCACUCGUAUCAUUCUGCCAGCAAUAGACAACAUUAAGUACAACACAUUUGAAGUGCAGCAGUAUGCUAAUGCAGCCCACGGCUACAACUGGGGGCUGUGGUGCAUGUACAUCAUCCCACCACAGGAUUGGCUGGACAAGGGAGAUGAGACUGCACCCAUCAGGACCCCUGCAAUGAUUGGCUGUUCGUUUGUGGUUCAUCGCGAGUACUUUGGAGAAAUUGGCCUUCUUGAUCCUGGCAUGGAGAUUUAUGGCGGAGAGAAUAUUGAGCUGGGCAUGAGGGUCUGGCAGUGCGGGGGCAGCAUGGAGGUCCUGCCAUGCUCACGAGUGGCCCACAUCGAGCGCACAAAGAAGCCAUACAACAACGAUAUUGAUUACUAUGCCAAGCGUAAUGCCCUGCGAGCUGCUGAGGUCUGGAUGGAUGACUUCAAAUCACAUGUCUAUAUGGCAUGGAACAUACCGAUCAAUAAUCCAGGAGUCGAUUUUGGCGAUGUUUCUGAUAGAAUUGCACUGCGCAAAAGGUUGAACUGUCGGAGUUUCAGAUGGUACAGAGACCAUGUCUAUCCUGAAAUGAGGAUCUACAACAACACCAUCACCUAUGGAGAGGUACGAAACAGCAAAGCGAGUGGUUACUGCUUAGACCAAGGCUCAGAAGAAGAUGACAGAGCUAUCCUGUACCCAUGUCAUGGCAUGACCUCUCAGCUGGUCCGUUACACCACUGAGGGGCUUCUGCAACUUGGACCCCUAGGAUCAACAAAUUUCCUGCCUGACACCAAAUGUUUAGUCGACGACAGAAGAAUCAAAUCCCCAAGUCUCAGAAAAUGCGACGAGGUGCCCAGAGCAAACCAGAAACUCUGGGACUUCACACAGAAUGGCCCGAUUAUUAACAGGGACACAGGACAUUGCUUGGAGGUGGAAAUGACCAAGGAUGCUAACUUUGGCCUGCGAUUAUCACUGCAGAAAUGCUCUGGGCAAAAGUGGAUAAUCAGAAACUGGAUCAAACACAUCAAGCACUGAGUGCUGAUGGGAUUUAUUUGCUGCAUCCCAGUGUAUCUUUGUAUAUCUACUUCCACGUGACAUUGUAAUGUGUAACCAAGCAGCCGUGAGACGUUGUGGGGUACACAGGGGGGGACCACCCAGUCAUUCUUGAUGAAGGGACACUUUCAGUCAAUACUCUAAUUUGAAAAUUAUUGACCACUGCACGGAAUUAAAUGAACAAUAAUGAUGUGCCUUUUCUCACUUAUAAACUUCUCGACUGGAAACCCGCCCCUUAAGCAUGUUUCGGUUAUUAUAUUGGAACAGAAAACUGUAAAUAACAACAUUAAAACAGAAUUAGAAUGUUACAAGACUAAAAGCUACCAUUUGAAAAGAGGAGGCAGGAGCAGUGGAAACCAGGGGGAUCAGUAAACACCAGUGUUGGAAAGAUGAACAGGUUGUUAAGAAUGCUCACACAUCCGAUCAUGAGGUUUGUAAAUUAGCGCACAAUGGGCUAUAUUUUCCCAGUAAACAGGUAGGAGUCCUGGGCUGGGGGACAGGGAGAUAGCAGAUACAGCACUGUGUUAACCUCCUGACAUGAUUCCCCAGGGGAUAUGUCCCUGGGACAACUGUGAACCGGGAGGUGGAUAGUUAGUCUAUUAGUCUAGCAAAGGCUCCACCUUGAGGCUAUGCUAGCCCACCUCGCUCCAUCAUCACUGCCUCCUGGCAGAUGUCCAUCAGAAUGACAGAGCUGUGUUCCCCAUUAGUGGGGCCUGCAGGGUAAUGAUAGACUGUAGCCCCUAGCGAGUUUUGAGAAGAUUUGUAGCUCAGGUUGAGGUUCUGGAUGUGAGUUUGCUCGCUGAGCUGGAAGGUUCGUUUUUAGACAUUUUGUCACCAUUCUAGGUAACAUCAUCAGUGAGCCUCCGGUGAAGCGCUGGUGUUAUGGCCCGCUUUCUAUUUAUGUGUUUAGGUUUCCUUGGGUUGGUGAUGUCAUUUCCUAUUCUUUUUCUCAGAAGGUGGUAGAUGGGCUCCAAAUCAAUGUGUUUGUUGAUGGAGUUCCGGUUGGAAUGCCAUGCUUCUAGGAAUUCUCGUGCGUGUCUCUGUUUGGCUUGUCCUAGGAUGGAUGUGUUGUCCCAAUCAAAGUGGUAUCCUUCCUCAUCUGUUUGUAAGCAUACUAGUGAUGGUGGAUCAUGUCUUUUUGUGGCUAGUUGAUGUUUACGUAUCCUGGUGGCUAGCUUUCUGCCUGUUUGUCCAAUGUAGUGUAGUGGACAAACAGACUGUAGCCCCAUCCACGAAUAGAUCUGCAGAGGGGUGCUCACCUGCCCGGACACCUCUCCUGGUGGCCGGACAUUGCUGAGGUUCCUCUAAUUGGAUCUCCAGCGUGGAGAACCUGGCAACCACCUGUUAUGGGAUGCCUAGUGUGGAGGUAUCCAGUUACGGGGCUGUCUCUGGGGGUUUGGGUAGGAUUGGUGACAAUCCCAAUGAUCUGGCUCCACAGGCUGCUUUCUCAGCAUCAUAGAUUUCCUUCUGAUCUCUGUGGUGUGUGUGUGGUGGAGAUUGGUCUGAUUUCUGAUGCAAUAAGUGUUUUACGUCUUUCUGAGCUUGGACAGUGCUGUGAGUGUUUCAGACACCUUCAUGCUUGGAUAGGGACGACCUGACAUUCAGGAGAACCUUGCAGAGGUAAUGCUACUUCCCACAACUCAAAUGUUUACAGGAGCUGGGACCAAGAUCCCUCGACCAAUGGAUUCACUGUGUUCCUGAAGGUCACCCAGUCAGUGCAGUGAAAGUCUGGUUUUGCUUUAAGUUCCUCUGAGUGUUUUCUUCAUGAGUGCCCACGUCAACUUUGAGACACUGAGAUACAUCUUCACCUUUAUGCCUUUGGGGCCAUCAAGGGGGAUGGAUCUUGAGCUUUAGCUUUAAAAUAUUACAGUGAUUGGUCCAUCACUCAGGCCCACAUUUGGCUGACAUUACACAUUCUUUCUCAGGAUGAUACUGUUGACGAGAUGCUCAUGUACAGAAUAAUGGGAGUUCAUCCAAGACAUUGUGAUCCAAGAGGCAAAUGACAGUUGGUUAACAGCUCACCUCCAGCAAGAAGAGAUAAUUUCUGUUACCUCACUUAUUGUGAUCGCCCCUUUUCAUGCCUGAUGAUAGCCCAACCAUCCCAUUGAAGUCGUUGAGAAUGAUUAACUUGUCUGACUUUGCCACAUUAUCAACCACGGAACAGAGGUCACCUCUGAACUUAUCCUUGACACAAACGAUCACGAACACCCAUGAGAAGGAAAGCCAACUUUCUGUUGAGAUGGCUGUUGCCAAUGAAGCACACACCAGCCUCCCAGCUAUCAGACAGGAUACUGAGGAGAACUUCCUUCAUCUCCUUUGAUUGCAACCCAAGAACGCCAUCACUAAAGAGGACUGGGUUUAAAGUUUCAUCUAUGAAGCACCACACACCCCCAUUCCCCCCAGUACAAUCAGUCCUCAUUUAAAGUUGUAAUUGCAUUCCUGCCAACAUGACUUUAAGUGAUAAUGGGAACUGCAGAUGCUGGAGAAUCCGAGAUAACAAAGUGUGGAGCUGGAUGAACACAUCAGGCCAAGCAGCAUCUCAGGAGCACAAAAGCAGACGUUUCGGGCCUAGACCCUUCAUCAGAAAAGGGGGAUGGAGAGAGGGAACUGGAAUAAAUGGGGAGAGAGGGGGAGGUGGACCGAAGAUGGAGAGUAAAGAAGAUAGGUGGAGAGGAGAGUAUAGGUGGGGAGGUAGGGAGGGGAUAGGUCAGUCCAGGGAAGACGGACAGGUCAAGGAGGCGGGAUGAGGUUAGUAGGUAGCAAAUGGAGGUGCGGCUUGAGGUGGGAGGAAGAGAUGGGUGAAAGGAAGAACAGGUUAGGGAAGCGAGGACAGGCUGGGCUGGUU
Molecule: messenger RNA, 5168 nt
Organism: Stegostoma tigrinum
Lineage: Eukaryota; Metazoa; Chordata; Chondrichthyes; Orectolobiformes; Stegostomatidae
Gene: galnt9
Product: polypeptide N-acetylgalactosaminyltransferase 9
Exons: 11
Coding region: 500-2305 (601 amino acids)
Cellular component (GO): Golgi apparatus
Source: RefSeq, a predicted model, not a curated record